Molecule: messenger RNA, 3671 nt
Organism: Anolis carolinensis (green anole)
Lineage: Eukaryota; Metazoa; Chordata; Lepidosauria; Squamata; Anolidae
Product: gastrula zinc finger protein XlCGF57.1-like
Exons: 3
Coding region: 972-2726 (584 amino acids)
Biological process (GO): regulation of DNA-templated transcription
Molecular function (GO): DNA-binding transcription factor activity, RNA polymerase II-specific; RNA polymerase II cis-regulatory region sequence-specific DNA binding
Source: RefSeq, a predicted model, not a curated record
CAUCUCCAUCUCCACGCAGAGGCGCCUCCCGCUCCUUGGCCUGGCCCCCCCUUCCCCGCUUCACCCGGCGCUUCCUCGGGCAGCCUGCCUGCGAUGAGGAGCGGGCCAGGAGAGUCCGGCCCAGAGGCGGGAAGGCGCGGGCGAGUCUGCCUGGAGACGGAUGACGCGGAGAGACGAGGCCCAUUCCCAUUGGCCGAUUCCUGGAGUGACCGUUAACGGCAGAAGGGCGGAGCGGGGGGCGGGGGCGUUCCUGCCCGGAGACCGAUGACGCCGCUCUGAGAGGAAGGCGGAUUCUCAUUGGGCGUUGAGAGGAAAGGAAAGAAGGGGCGUGUCUGUCCGCCUGCCUCUCCGCUUCUCUCGGGCCCCGCCCCUCUGUGGGAAUCUUGCCCGCGGCCGCCAUGUUUCUUGAGGGCGGAAGUGCAGCGAGAGGCGGGAAGACUCCGGGUGGGCGGGGCCGGGCGGCGCUCUUUCCUGUCAGCGCCUUCGAGGGAAGGAACGAAGGAAGGAAGGAAAGAAGGAAAGAGGAGGAGGAGGCCUUUCGGAGAGAGAGAGAGAGAGAGAGAGAGGAGGAGUAUUGAUUCCCCGCCCUUCUCGCCCCGAAGGGGACUCAGAGCGGCUUACAGAACACGCAUACGGCAAACAUUCAGUGCCUGAUUCUACAAUUAACAAGGACAGACAACGCAGACACAGGUAACCUCUAAACGAACCUUAUGAAGAAAACAUUGCCCUUUGUCUUACGUCUGAAAUGAAAGUACGCAGGAUUAACAAGAAGAAGAAAUGAAUUGGAGAAAUUAUAUUUCAAGCUACAUACCUUUAAAUGUAAGGAAAGGGAGGAUUGUGCUGUAAAAAGAGGGGUUGGUAAAGAGAAAAUAAGGCUACAGCAAUACAGAGACUGGGAAGAGGAAAUGUCCUAUUCAGGAGUCCAUAUCUGUGAACUUCAGGCAUAAUAUUAGAAUAAUAAAUGUUAAAAAAUGGAAAAUUCAUUGUCAAAAUCACACACAGGGGAGAAGCGACAUAAUUGUAAGGACUGUGGGAAAUGUUUCAUUGAGAGAAGUUCUCUUGCUAAACAUCAACGAACUCACACAGGAGAGAAGCCAUAUAAAUGUGUGGAAUGUGGAAAGAGCUUCAGUCAGAGUGGAAAUCUACACACCCAUCAGAGGACCCACACAAGGGAGAAGCCACAUACAUGCAUGGAAUGUGGAAAGAGCCUCAGUAAGAGUGGAAAUCUACGCACCCAUCAAAGGACUCACACAGGGGAGAAGCCACAUACAUGCAUGGAAUGUGGAAAGAGCUUCAGUCAGAGUGGAGAUCUACGCACCCAUCAAAGGACUCACACAGGGGAGAAGCCACAUACAUGCAUGGAAUGUGGAAAGAGCUUCAGUAAGAGUGGACAUCUGCGUAUCCAUCAAAGGACUCACACAGGGGAGAAGCCACAUACAUGCAUGGAAUGUGGAAAGAGGUUCAAUCGGAGUGGAGAUCUACGCACCCAUCAAAGGACUCACACAGGGGAGAAGCCACAUACAUGCAUGGAAUGUGGAAAGAGAUUCAAUGAGAGUGGACAUCUGCGUAUCCAUCAAAGGACUCACACAGGGGAGAAGCCUCAUACAUGCAUGGAAUGUGGAAAGAGCUUCAGUCAGAGUGGAGAUCUACGCACCCAUCAAAGGACUCACACAGGGGAGAAGCCACAUACAUGCAUGGAAUGUGGAAAGAGCUUCAGUAAGAGUGGACAUCUGCGUAUCCAUCAAAGGACUCACACAGGGGAGAAGCCACAUACAUGCAUGGAAUGUGGAAAGAGCUUCAGUCAGCGUGGACAUCUGCGUAUCCAUCAAAGGAUGCACACAGGAGAGAAGCCACAUACAUGCAUGGAAUGUGGAAAGAGCUUCAGUCAGAGUGGAAGUCUACGCACCCAUCAAAGGAUUCACACAGGGGAGAAGCCACAUACAUGCAUGGAAUGUGGAAAGAGAUUCAGUAAGAGUGGACAUCUGCGUAUCCAUCAAAGGAUGCACACAGGAGAGAAGCCACAUACAUGCAUGGAAUGUGGAAAGAGCUUCAGUCGGAGUGACAUUCUACGUUCCCAUCAAAGGACUCACACAGGAGAGAAGCCACAUACAUGCAUGGAAUGUGGAAAGAGCUUCAGUCAGAGUGGAAAUCUACGCACCCAUCAAUGGAUUCACACAGGGGAGAAGCCACAUACAUGCAUGGAAUGUGGAAAGAGCUUCAGUAAGAGUGGACAUCUGCGUAUCCAUCAAAGGACUCACACAGGAGAGAAGCCACAUACAUGCAUGGAAUGUGGAAAGAGAUUCAGUGAGAGUGGACAUCUGCGUAUCCAUCAAAGGACUCACACAGGAGAGAAGCCACAUACAUGCAUGGAAUGUGGAAAGAGCUUCAGUCAGAGUGGACAUCUGUGUAUCCAUCAAAGGAUCCACACAGGGGAGAAACCACAUAAAUGCAUGGAAUGUGGAAAGAGCUUCAGUCGGAGUGGAGAUCUACGCACCCAUCAAAGGACUCACACAGGGGAGAAGCCACAUACAUGCAUGGAAUGUGGAAAGAGCUUCAGUAAGAGUGGACAUCUGCGUAUCCAUCAAAGGACUCACACGGGAGAAGCCACAUACAUGCAUGAAAUGUGGAAAGAGCUUCAGUCAGAGUGGAAAUCUACGCACCCAUCAAAGGAUGCACACAGGGGAGAAGCCACAUACAUGCAUGGAAUGUGGAAAGGGCUUCAGUGAGAGUGGAAGUCUACGCACCCAUCAAAGGACUCACACAGGGGAGAAGCCACAUAUAUGCAUGGAAUGUGGAAAGAGCUUCAGUGAGAGUGGACAUCUGCGUAUCCAUCAAAGGACUCACACAGGGGAGAAGCCACAUAAAUGCAUGGAAUGUGGAAAGAACUUCAGUAACAGUUCGAAUCUUCGUACCCAUCAAAAGAUUCACACAGGAGAGAAGCCACAUAAAUAGGACAAGUGCAAAGAAGCCAGAAUGUUUGUCCAAAGAACUUCUAAGGACUAUGACUUAAAAGAGACAUGAACAGGAAGUGGAAGGGGAAGAAAUCACAAAAUCAUAUAACCAUAGAGUUGGAAGAGACCUCAUGGGUCAUCUAGUCCAACCCCCUGCCAAGAAGCAGGAAAUGCCAUUCAAAGCACCCCGGACAGAUGGCCAUCCAGCCUCUGCUUAAAAGCCUCCAAAGAAGGUUCCACAGCUGAACUGCUCUCACAGUCAGGAAGUUCUUCCUUAUGUUCAGGUGGAAUCCCCUUUCCUGUAUUUUGAAGCCAUUAUUCUGCAUCCUAGUUUGCAGAGCAGCAGACAACAAGCUUGCUCCCUCCUCCUUAUGGGAUUUUGGCCUGCAUAAAUAGGGGCAGAGUGUCUAGAUCCAGGGAAGUCCUGCUCCCCCUCUAUUCUGCCUUGGUCAGACCACUUUACCUGGAACCACACUGUGUCUAAUUCUGGGCACUGCAAUUGAAAGGAGAUGUUGAAAAGCUGGAAGGUGUCCAGAGGAGGGCGACUAAAAUGAUCAAGGGUCUGGAGAACAAGCCCCAUGGGGAGCGGCUUAAAGACCUGGGCAUGUUUAGCCUGCAGAAGAGAAGGCUGAGAGGAGACAUGAUAGCCAUGUACAAAUAUGUGAGGGGAAGUCAUAGGGAGGAGGGAGCAAGCUUGUUUUCUGCUGCCCUGGAGACUAG